GUUUCUCUCUUCCCAGCCAGAUACUCAGAUCAGUCAGACAGAGAUGGACGGCGGCGGGAAGCAGGCGGUGUCGGCGGCGGGCAAGGGCGUCGGCGAAGCGGCGCCGGCGGUCACGCUGGAGGACUUGAGGAAGCGGAUGGCCGACUUCGCCAAGGAGCGGGACUGGGACCAGUUCCACAGCCCCAGGAACCUCCUCCUCGCCAUGGUGGGCGAGGUGGGGGAGCUCUCGGAAAUCUUCCAGUGGAAGGGCGAGGUGCCCCGGGGCCUGCCGGGGUGGGAGGCCCGGGAGACGGAGCACCUCGGGGAGGAGCUCGCCGACGUGCUCCUCUACCUCGUCCGCCUCUCGGACAUGUGCGGCGUCGACCUGGGGAAGGCCGCGCUGCGCAAGAUCGGGCUCAACGCCAUCAAGCACCCGAUCGGGAAGCGCCACGACACCUCGUCCAAGAAGUUCGCACGCCGCUCCGGCGACGAUGACGUCGUCGGUGGUGCCGGCCGCGAUGACAAGGAUGGUGUUGCCAGGGAGGGUGACAAACUCUAGGCUUGCUAGCUGUAGCAAGGGAUCGUGAGGCGUCGUCGAGCUACUUCCAGAAUGGUAGCCUGCAGGUUUUGUGACACUUGAUUAUUAUGACAGCUGCGUGCUGAUGGAGAUCAUAAUAUAUAUGCGGUUGUGAGCUAGGUCAUACAUAGUUAUGCUUUUUCCGGAAGGAAAUGAUGAAAUGUUUAAACCAGUUUGUUUUUAAGUUUUGA
This is a messenger RNA of Panicum hallii, 747 nucleotides long. RefSeq names its product dCTP pyrophosphatase 1-like. Bases 44 to 538 code for a protein of 164 amino acids. Gene Ontology annotation, molecular function: nucleoside triphosphate diphosphatase activity. Lineage: Eukaryota; Viridiplantae; Streptophyta; Magnoliopsida; Poales; Poaceae. Gene Ontology annotation, biological process: nucleoside triphosphate catabolic process. The transcript is spliced from 2 exons. The record is from RefSeq and is a predicted model, not a curated record.